AUGAUCGGCCCGGCAUUGAGCAACCAAUACGAGUUCGCGGACACCGAGAAUGUGCUCCGGUUGUCGUACGGAGCUGCAGAGAACGUCUUUUUUGAACUCGGCUACAACCUGCAGCUACUGCUCUACUUGCGAGGUGAUGGCUAUCUGACGGAAGCAGUGCGAGAACGUGGUCUUGCCUAUUGUUCUGUGGUUCUGCAGCGCGGCUUCUCCUACUACAACGUCAAAGAGGGCGCUUUCGCCAAUUUUCGAGACUCGUUAAACAAGUUUUCUCAUCCGGAGGGAACUGCAGGUUCGACCUCGCCUACAUCUUAUCAACAACCCCAGCGGAGGUUGAACCAUGACAGUGCAGCCUGCAAGCUCGACACGUUAGCCACUCCGCUGCAUUGCCACGAGUGCUCUUGGGUCAAAGGGCAGAUGUGA
This is a messenger RNA of Protopolystoma xenopodis, 420 nucleotides long. Lineage: Eukaryota; Metazoa; Platyhelminthes; Monogenea; Polystomatidea; Polystomatidae. The record is from the annotation of a GenBank genome assembly.